GCGGGGGAUGGUGUCUCCUGCUGAAGCCGGAUAAUCAGACGCAGUGGCCGGCAGCAGGGAGGCAGAGCUGCGGGCUGCUAUCAGGAUUAUACCGGAUAUUUGGAAUAUUUGUGGAUAUUCUGGGAUAUAUUCUGGGCCGUGUGUGUGUGAGCUCCUGGCGGAGGAGCUUGGCUCGGUGCUCGGUGCUUUGCUCGGUGCUUGAUGCCCCGGAGGCCCCGGUGGAGCUCAGACUGCGGAGCCCCGGAGCAGGGCUCAGACACCGGGGGAGCAGAGGAGGAGUCUGAUUGGACCCCGGCCCACCAGCCCCUCCCACCAUGAACCCUAUGAACCAGAUGAAGGCUGGACUGAACAAUCCACACAGUGACGGUUCGUACCCCUAUGAUCCUUCCAGCUGGCAGCAGCAGACCAAUCAGCCCACAGGAUCCCUCUCCGUGGUAACCACCGUCUGGGGAGUGACCAAUCCCUCGGCCAGCCAGGGUCUGGGUGGGGGGGUGAUGGGCCCUGGGGCCAACCCGGGCGGGGGCCCCAUGAUGCAGGGCCCCGGGGGUCCGGGCAUGGGCGGCGGGCCCGGAGGCUACAUGGGCCAGCAGGGCUACGGCGAACCCAGCAAAGGCUACAUGAACCAGGGCAUGUACGGCCGGCCCAGCGGGGGCUACGCUGGAGGCCCGGGGGGCUACACGGGGAGCUACCCGUCCAAUCCCGGCGGCUCCAGAGGAUCAGCUGACUUCACUCAGGCCGCUGCUGCCGCUGUUGCUGCCGCCGCCGCCACGGCAACCGCCACCGCCACGGCAACCGUCGCUGCCAUCCAGGAGAAACAGAACCAGGAAAUGAACUACGGACAGAUGGGGGGUCCAGCCUAUAAUAACCAGUUCAUGGCCCACUCCGGCCCCCGCGGACCCCCUGGCAUGGGACCUGGUCCUGGACCUACCAGAGGCCCCCCCUCAAUGGGCCCCAUGUAUGGGCCUGGAGGGGGCCCUCAGAGGGUCCCUCAGCACCCAAACUACGGCCCUGGACCGCAGCAGGGCCACCUGCGGCCCCCCCAGGGCCUCAAACGGCCCUACAGCUCUGAGUCGUUCUCAGGUAUGUCUCAGCAGUACGGUGUCCCGGUCGGGUCCAGUGUGAGUGUGAUGUCAGGUCCUGGUGGUGCCGGCGGUUCGAUGCCAGGUUCGAUGCCAGGUUCGAUGCCAGGUUCGAUGCCAGGUUCGAUGCCAGGUUCGAUGCCAGGUUCGAUGCCAGGUUCGGGUGGGGGCGGUCACCCUGGUCCCGUCCAGUACUCCAACCCCAACAUGCAGUAUCACCACGGUCCCGGGGGUCCUGGUCCGGCCCCCCAGCGCUCCGGCUCCUCCCCGUCGUACCAGACCCAUAAGAUGCCCCUCCCACAGUAUCCCCCCUCCGCACCCCCCAACUCACAGUACUACAAGCAGGAACAGUUUAAUGGUCAGGGUGGAGGUCUGAACUCUCUGACAGCAGGAGGCGGUGGAGGCGUCUACAACUCCUUCAACCAGCCGUCUGGGCCCGGUCGAGGGUUGCCAGGUUACCCCAGCUCCCCCGUCCCAGGAAACCCGACCCCCCCCAUCACCCCCGGCAGCUCCAUGGCCCCGCCCUACAUGUCGCCUGGCAACAGUGACGUCAAGCCAACGCCUGCUUCCUUCCUGCCUGAUAUCAAACCCAACAUGGCCGGCCUCCCCCCUCCCCCCCCUACAGGUAACCCUAGCGACGACCUGCGGCUGACGUUCCCGGUGCGUGACGGCGUGGUCCUAGAGCCCUUCAGGUUAGAGCACAACCUGGCCGUCAGUAAUCACGUCUUCCAGCUCCGAGACUCCGUCUACAAGACGCUCAUCCUGAGACCGGACCUGGAGCUCCAGUUUAAGUGUUACCAUCAUGAAGAUCGACAGAUGAACACCAACUGGCCCGCCUCCGUCCAGGUGAGUGUGAAUGCGACUCCUCUCACCAUCGAGCGAGGUGAUAAUAAAACUUCCCAUAAGCCUUUGUACCUGAAGCAAGUUUGCCAGCCGGGCAGGAACACGAUCCAGAUCACUGUGACGGCCUGCUGCUGCUCUCACCUGUUCGUGCUGCAGCUGGUUCAUCGUCCGUCGGUGCGUUCGGUGCUUCAGGGUUUGAUGAAGAAGAGGCUGCUGCCUGCAGAGCACUGCGUCACUAAGAUAAAGAGGAACUUCAGCAGCGGCUCCAUCCCUGGGACUCCCGGGUUGAACGGAGAGGACGGUGUGGAGCAAACCGCCAUCAGAGUCUCUUUGAAGUGUCCGAUCACUUUCCGCCGGAUCCAGCUUCCUGCCAGAGGUCACGACUGCAGACACAUACAGUGUUUCGAUCUGGAGUCGUACCUGCAGCUCAACUGUGAGAGAGGAACAUGGAGAUGCCCUGUGUGCAAUAAAACAGCUCUGUUGGAAGGUCUGGAGGUGGAUCAGUACAUGUUGGGAAUCCUCAUCUACGUCCAGAAUUCGGAGUACGAGGAGAUCACCAUCGAUCCGGUGUGCAGCUGGAAGCCGGUUCCUGUGAAGCCGGACCUGCACGUGAAGGAAGAGUCGGACGGUCCGGUUCUGAAGCGCUGCCGGACCGUCAGUCCCAGUCACAUGGUUCUGCCCAGCGUCAUGGAGAUGAUCGUCUCUCUGGGCCCCAACCCUUCCUCCUCCUCCUCCUCCUCUGCUGCAGCCUCCUCCCCGAUGCAGUACCCCUCCCUGCCUGCAGGGGGCAGCACCACCCCCGACUACCCCGGACCAGCUCCGUCCUACCCCGGUCAGACGGGGUUCUCAGACUUCAGUGGUCCUGGGACUCCAGGGGGGGGGGGGGGGGACUUCUCCUCCCCAGGCCCCCCCCCCCUCUCCUACCAGUCUGAGCUGUCCAGUGCCCUCCUCACCCCAGACAAGCCCCCCCCCCCACCCGAUGGCUGCACAGGUACUAUGUCCGUCUCAGGCCGUCUGGACUCCACUUCCCACGGUCCUCCUCUCUCCCAGCAGCAGUCGCAGGGUCUCCACGGCAACGCUCAGAUGAUGCAGCGUAGCAACCAGAAUCCCCGUCUCCAUGGCGACGGGUCCUUCGGGCUGGGGGGGGCUGCAGAGGUUCCCGAACCUUCUCUGGACUUGCUUCCAGAGUUGACUAACCCAGAUGAGUUGCUGUCGUACCUCGGGCCUCCAGACCUCCCGAACAACAACAACGACGACCUGCUGAGUCUGUUCGAGAACAACUGAAACCACCACAGAGACUUUUACUGUGAAAAACACAAACUCUGUUUCCUGUUUCCUGUUUCCCGUUUCCUCGCCGCCGCCGCCGCCGCCGCCGCCGUGACAGCAGGCCCAACAUGGCCGCCGUCUGCACAGGAAGGAGCGGGGGGGGCGAGAAGGAAACUUUUAAAUAUGAAACUCUUUGAUGUGACUCUGAUGAACUUUGAUGGUAACUUUAUUUUAUUUUUGUUUUUUUGUUUUUUUUUUAUUCUCUGAAAAUGUAUUUUGAUCGUUCAUCCUCCAUUCCCCGUCGGAGCUGUGACAUCACGCCUGUGACAUCACGCCUGUG
Scomber japonicus (chub mackerel) is the source of this 3528-nucleotide messenger RNA. Its product is annotated as zinc finger MIZ domain-containing protein 2-like. The record is from RefSeq and is a predicted model, not a curated record. Gene Ontology annotation, biological process: protein sumoylation; regulation of transcription by RNA polymerase II. Lineage: Eukaryota; Metazoa; Chordata; Actinopteri; Scombriformes; Scombridae. Gene Ontology annotation, molecular function: zinc ion binding; SUMO ligase activity.